UGCAGGACGCAGCCCCAUGGGGAUGCAGAUCCACUGGAAUGGAGUUCUGUAUGGAUGGAGCCCGUUGGGGUGCACAUCCACAGCGAUGGAGCUCCGUGGGGUUGCAGACAGGGGGCUGGGGCUCCAUGGAGACGUAGCUCCAUGGGCAUGAGGACACAGGGAUGUAUCCCCGUGGGGAUAAGGACACAGGUUUGGGGCUCUAUGGGGAUGCUGAUCCAGGGGGAUGCUGAGGCCAGAGCCACCACGCCAUGCCCCAGUACUGCCCCAUACUGACAGAAGGAAAGAAGGAUGGGUGGAGGAACUCUAUGGGAUGGGAUACCCCUGUGAUGUGCCUGGCAGGAGCAGAGCCCACUCCUUGCCUGCUCCUUACCUGCUUCCAGCUCUUUCCAUGCAGGGUUCCCCUGGGAAAGGGGAUGGCGUGAUCAGGACUGGUUGCACCCCCUGUUUGGACUGCUAUGCAGAAAUGCAUUGGGUGGGUGGAAACACCAGGGAGCAGAAAGGGAUUUAUUGUGAAGGACAGCGGGGGCUUGAGAACAGAUGGGAAUCAGCCUCACCCUACAUCUCAGGAGAACCCGAGACUUGCAGUGUGCCCUUAGAAGAAGCAAGGUGUAAAACACUUUUAAUGUCCCACUCUGUGCCAUGCUGUAUGCUGUUGCAGUGUGUUGGGCUGAGAUCAGGUGCCCUCUCAUGCAGCCAUCCUGGCUUUGUGCCCAUUGUCCCCCCCUUGCCAGGCUGAUGUGCCUCCAUUCCAUCCUGGGACAGCAGACAGAAGGGUGGCACUGAUGACUUGAUGACCUCCUCAAGUCAUAGGAUGCAGGAGGGUCUGUGGCUCCUUGCAGCUACUGCCAGGGCUCUGAUGGCCACUUCUGGAUGCGGAAGGGAGCUCUGGUGGUGGCACAGCUGAGUGCUGUGGGUCACCUGCCUGCACCUGUUCUCAAGGGCUCAGCUGCACGAGGAAGCUCAGUGGUGGUGGUGGGAUGGGACUGGUGUCAGCAGGGCUCACAAGAGCGUUGGGUGGCUUUUGGGUGCGGGAUACAGAGGUGUCAUUUGCAGCAGAAAAGAUUGGGGGUGAAACUUCCCAGACUGAGGACAGAGAGGGAGGUUGUGGCACUGAAAUGUUGAACAGCUCAGACAUUUUGGGGAAGAAGGGAGAACUGUUCGUGCUGACAUGGGCUGCUGGAUCCACAGGGGCUCCUUUGCAAUGCUUCUAACCAUUGCAGGCAAAUGCACCUCACUCUGUGCUCAGACACUUUCCAGCCAGCUCUUCUUCACUGCUCCAAAAACUGCCCGGGAAGGGGGGUGCUGGGGCAGGGAGCAGCGUGCCAGCACCCGCUGCUGCCGCUUGCCCCGCGCUGCAGCUGCCAGCAGCAUUUCUCUGAGCCUGCCUGAAGCCAUCCCCCACCGCGGGCGUUCCGGAGAUCUCAGGCUGAGGACGAGCGGGUUGGCAGCGGCCGCCUCGGCAGGCAGAAGCCGCCAGGUUCCUUCCCGAGGAAGCCGGGACAGCGGAGGAUGCUCGCGGCGGUCCAGAGCCGCGGGGAUGCGGGGUUGCUAGGAGGCAGGUGAAGGUGACGGGGACAGCGCUGCGGAGCACCGCAGGCCCAGAUCCGCAUGUCCGACCAGAGCAGCAGCGAAGAUGGGGAGUCCGACUCCCAGCACAGCCUGUACAUGGUCUUCCUCCUUGUUUUGGUCUUCUUCAUCAUGGGGCUGGUAGGGUUCCUCAUCUGCCAUGUCCUGAAGAAGAAGGGCUACCGGUGCAGGACGUUCCGGGAUGAGCUCGACCCAGAUAAUAAGGACGUGCUGGCAGAACUCCAGGCCAAUGAAGAGGAGGAGCUGAAUGAGGACACCGUGGAGAAGAUCGUGAGAUGCAUCAUCCAGAAUGAAGCAAACGCAGAAGCCCUCAAGGAGAUGCUGGGGGACAAUGACGGGGACAUAGCAGUGCCAAUGCCCAGCCUUUGUCCCCACCGUAACAGCCAGGAUGGAGGCCCCCCUCACCACCAUACAGUGCACCUGGGCUCCACGCAAGCCCCCUGCAUCCACUGCAGCAAAAGGAGGAGGCACCCACUGCACCGCCAGGGCCGGUCCAAGGAUGGCAAAGGCCGGAUGCACCCCGGAGAGACCACUGUCUUCUCAGUGGGCAGGUUCCGUGUCACGCACAUCGGGAAGAAGCCGGCUUUCCAUGAGCAGCAGGACGGCGCCCAGCCUGACGGCAGCAAGGAGCCAAGCACGGAGGAGCUGGAGCACAGCAGUGAGCGGUUCCAACGAGAGCAGGCUCACAAUGGGACUGUCCCCACGGGUAGCCUGGAGAAUGGGGCUGUGCAGGAGGGGACACAGGGUGGCAAGGGCACGGAGCAGAGCCGCACCGGCACCCCAGUGCCUGGCACUGCGGUGGGCAGCUCUCCUGGGAGCACCAGUCGGCAGCGGAGGCUGCUGAGCCACCGGGUUCUGGGAGGGUCGAGUCCCAGCAUCCCAGGUCAGCUGGGGCAGGAGGAGGCUGGACUGGGGUCAGCAGAUGAGGUGUCGGAUAUUCACGGGAGCCUGAGCCUACACGAAGUGCCGGAUGAGAUGGGGAGAGAAGACAGCAGCAGGAGGCAGCCCGGAGCAGAGAACAUGGGGCAGCAGGUGGGUUCCUUCUCCUUCUUCUUGUCCCUGUGUGGUCUCCUGGGUUGGAGGGGCUGAGGGACCAUGGCAUGGCGUCCGACUGAGGUCCCAGGGUGCGUGGGUGCUGCCAAACAUGCAAUGGCAGAAUGUUUGGGGUUGGAAGGGACAUUUAAAGGUCACUGGGUUCACCCUCUGCCUGGGCAGAGACAUCAGAUCAGAUUGCUCAAAACCCUGUCUAACCCAACUUUGAGCACUUCCCAUGGUGGGGCAUCCACAACUUCCCCAGGCAGCCUCUUCCAGCAUCUCACUACCCUAACAGUGACAAAUUUCUUUGCAUCUAGUCUAAACCUUUUCAGUUUGAAACUCUUUUUCCUUAUCCUGUCACUGCUGGCCCUGGUACAAAGCCUUUCUCCACUUUUUUUUUAUGAGCCCCUUUCUUUGUAGAAACACCACAGCAAGGUCUCCCUCAAGCUUCCUCUUCUCCAGCCCAAGCUUGUGGGGUGACUCCUACUGUAGAGACUGUAGAGGAGCUGGAUGUGGCAUGAGACCUCCUCAGUCCUGCUCACCCUGUUCCCACCCCAUUCCCUGACUGCAUAUUUCCAUCCCUUUGUUAAUAUAUGUGCCAGCAGGGCAGAGGGAUUGUCUUGUUCCACCCUCUGAGCCCUUCUCAGCAAUACCAAUUGCUGGCCAGGGCAUGGUCCAAACGGAUGUGGCUUCUCCUUGGGACACACAAAAUCAUCAUGACACUGUUCCUACCCUGCUGGUUCCCACUCCCAAGGGAAGGCAGGGUGUUGUUGGUUUGCAGCAAAGACCCUGCUGCUUCCAGUCCUUUGUGCAAGGGAUGUGUUGGUCUCCUUCGUGAUUUGGUUCUUUGGGCACUUGCAUUGGGAUCAUCGUUCUUUGUCUCCCUGAUGAGGCCUUCUUUGCCUCUGCCCAUGGCUUAGCAUCCCCCAAGCUGGUGGUCUUGGUGCACAGACCUCAUCAAUGCAACACACAGGUAGGGAAAGAUGCCCUGAAGUCCAGGAGGAAAUGAAUCCAACUAUUUGCAUCCUAGAUGUUUUCCCACUCUGGAGGACUGGUGCUCAGGGAGGGGAAGAGCACCUUGGUGUUUCCCAAUCAUCCCAACUUUAAUGAGCUCCAGGACAGCACUGGUGAAGAUGUGGGUGCCCCAGGCAACAAGAGGCAUUUGUUCCCUGCUGCUGCCUCAGGGUUCUUAGGAGCCAGAGAAUGAGGAAAUCAGAUGGUCUGGAGAAAGGCCAUAGUGUGCUUCAGUGCUGGGGUUAUCCCAGGGCUGGCAGCCUGCCUGGAGGAAGGAGGAUGGACAUGAAUGUGGACAGCCCAACAACAAAGCUGAUGGGCUGCAGCCCCUCUCCAGACUCCUAUAGGGACAUCACCAGGUUCUCCUUCCUCAGAUGGCCCACCAUGGUGGCAAUGACCACAGUCCCUCUGGUCUGUGUGGUCUCGUGCAGGGCAAACACGGGGAUGUGGUGAUUUCCUUCUGCUCAUCAGCUCCUCUGCAAUGCCAGACUUCUCCCUUUGGUUCUUUGAGGAGAGCUGGGAAAGGGGGACAAGAAGGGGGUUGCAUUCCCCAGCCCUACAGCUGUGGGAUGGCAUAAACCAUAGGGCAGGAGGAGCAUGCAUAGCCCUGGGCACAACUACACACCCAGCCCUUGGGCUGUUCCACCAGGGAGAAUGGUGAUGGGACAUCCCUGAGAUGUUUGCCCCCCAAGCCCUGGAACCAGUCAGCAGCUACCCCAUCUCCUGGGUCCCUGCCAGGACCACCACGAGGGUUGUGAGCUGCUGCCUGGCACAGCAUGGGGUACUGGGCUGUAAGUCAGUGGUGCUGACUCCACCCAGAAGGGUCACUGCUGUGGCCACGGGCUGCAUGAUG
This is a messenger RNA of Tympanuchus pallidicinctus (lesser prairie-chicken), 4489 nucleotides long. It is a transcript of the gene RELL2, whose product is annotated as RELT like 2. NCBI's taxonomy places the organism in Eukaryota, Metazoa, Chordata, Aves, Galliformes, Phasianidae. The transcript is spliced from 6 exons. Gene Ontology annotation, biological process: positive regulation of p38MAPK cascade; positive regulation of cell-substrate adhesion. The record is from RefSeq and is a predicted model, not a curated record. The coding region runs from base 1609 to 2676 and encodes 355 amino acids.